Messenger RNA from Pelobates cultripes (western spadefoot toad), 4152 nucleotides. Lineage: Eukaryota; Metazoa; Chordata; Amphibia; Anura; Pelobatidae. The record is from the annotation of a GenBank genome assembly.
GUUUAAAUAUCCCUUGCAAAUGCCUUAUCCGAGCAGGCAAGAUCCUAUUUUUUUCUGAUCUUUGGAUCGGCAAAGGGAAAGAGUAAGAAUGAAGUUCGUCAUUCUGUUUGCCUUGGUGGUCCAGAGCUUCGCCCAGUUACUAGGCAAGUAUGGUAACUAUAUCCAGAACAAUUAAUGGUCAAUUUGGUAAAUGUGCUGGGUGAAGGCUCACACAUGGCACAAAAUUCUAUUUCUAUUGAAAAAUUUUUGUAGUUAUAUUUAGCCUCCUUGGCAGAAGACUACACAGCUUUUCCUUUGCACCUUUUUGUGUUCGACACACAAGCGUUAUUAGAGUGCAGCAAACAUAUGUUUUCUAAUUCUAUUUUUUUUAAUUUGUUGCAGUAAACCAGCAGGUAUAAUGUAUUAUAUACAUAAAUAACAAAGAACCACCAAUUUAUAUACUUAAUACGGAAACAUUAGUCACUUGCUAGGUAACAGUCAGAGUGUAUACACUGCGGGAGCCGUUAGCCUAAAUAGUAAUAGUUACAACAUCUAAUACAAUCAGACAACAUUUUUUCUGUAUGUAUUUUAAAACAUUUUAAAUUUCCAGAUGGAAAUCCCCAACAACCUUCCUCUGAUGUCACAGGAGACCCCCCACUCAUUCAAGAAAAUGGGAACCCACCUCUAUCUGGUGAAGGACCACCCCCACUCAAUCUAGGAAAUGGAAACCCACCUCAAUCUGGUGAAGGAAAGCAACCACCCAGUCUAGGGCAUGGGAACCCACCUCCACCUGGUAAAGGACAGCACCCGCUCAAUUUAGGACAUGGGAACCCACCUCCACCUGGUAAAGGACCACAUCCACUCAAUUUAGAACAUGGGAACCCACCUCCAUUUGGUAAAGGACAGCACCCACUCGAUUUAGGACAUGGGAACCCACCUCCACCUGGUAAAGGACCACAUCCACUCAAUUUAGAACAUGGGAACCCACCUCCACCAAAAGGUGGCCAGAAUGGGAAAGGACCAGAUGGAAGACCUCCUUUCAGGGGUCCUAGAGCUGCAUUGGUUGAAGAUAACAAACCUGUCCCUAAUUCACAAAGCAAUCCUCCAGUGGUAAGUAUAAUAUCUCUAACACAUGACUUUUCAAUGUUCCUUAGCACAAACAAAAAUAUCUGCAUACAUGUACAAGACAUCCUAUCUGGUUUAAAAUCCCUGUUUUCCAGUCCAUCAAGAUAUCCCAGGUAGGUAGUUCUUGUGCUAAGUUGGCCCUCUAGAUACACAGCUACAAUCUGUAAUGCAGCACAGGAGGAAAGAGCAGCAUGUCUGCAAAAUGGGUUUGAGCCAGGCACCUAAAUCCAAUGCUUGAAUUGUUUCAUAAAUUUUGAAUAAAAUGGACACGUUACGCUAUGUGAGAUAUCUUGCUGACUGUUACAAUGCACUACACUUUGGGGAUACAUACCCGUAGAAUAAACCUCUGAUUUUUACUGCACAGUGAUCAUGCCCAUCUCUUUAUAUGCCAGAAAGUUUUCACCCCAGACUUUUCUAUAGUGUUGUUAUGUGGCAGGCACUCAUUUGCUUUUACCCCCUAUUUGAUAACAUCACACCUUUCCAUGUUGGUCCACGCUAGUAACUUUAUUCCUCAGCACACUACUUUAAUGAUUUCAGCAAAGUUAUACUCAGCCAACAAAGCAAAAGCAGUCAAAUGUAGCAUAUUUUUGAUUGAAAAAAAUCAGUUGAUAAAACUUUUAAUCUGACCGCAAUUUCAUUAUUAUUUAAAAUGAAAAAUUAAGAAAGCAAUUGCCUUACUUGUAGACGUAUAUGGAAAUCUAAUGGGAAUAUAAUCCUCACACUGAUACACAGGGGAAGGUACUGCAUAGAAAUGAGUCAGGCAUGUAGAUUUCAUUUUCAGCCUGUGUUCAAAAUAAUUUUUAAUUAUUUGAUUUAAGUCAUUAAGGAGCACUAGCAACAAUGUAUACAGUUAUGUCCUACAUCCAUCUUAGUGCAUUAAAUCCUUGAAUUGUGGAAAGUAUAUCUAUUUAAUCUUUCAGCAUUUUUAAAGACAAGGUAGAAUCAAUAGCAGAUCAAUAUAAUCAGCAUUGUAAAAUCUCUAUAAUGCAUUUUUUUUUCAAAAAUAACAUUUUCUGUUUAUUUUAAACCAGAGAAACAGGUGACUCACCAACAUACAAUUACUUUCCUACAGAGAGCAACAAUCAUACAGUCCCCUGUUAACGUCAGGAACUGCUGUAAUUUUAUUUCAAUUUUAUUUAAAUUCUGUUCUUUGCAUUCCUGUUUCUCUGUACUCAAUCUCACUGAUUCCGUGGGGCCCAUUGAUUGGGGGUACCACACAAGAGAUCUGCCACAUAGCAGUUUAAAAUAACAUUAAAUUAAUUACUUUUGAAACAGAGAUAUGAUAUACUAAAUGCAGUUGGUAAUAUUGAACCAGGGAUAUUUUAAUUGUAAGCAUUUUUAAUUAGUAUCUACUAAUGAAGUAAUGGCCUGAUUAUCAUCAAAGUGAUAAAUACAGCAUAAACAAUAUUUAUUACUUCAUUUCGUAUUUUCACCUUCAUUAUUCACAGUCUGGCUCAUUUAAUGAAAAAAAUGUCACUAAAAACUGUAAAAGAAAAAUGCAUGCCCCACUAAUAAUUAAUGGGUGUCCAUGGUUUAAAAAAAUUUAAAAAAACUAUCAAGAGGCACACAACCAAUUUGGCUAUGGCAACAGAAAAAUAAAAAGGCUAAAAUGUUACUAUAUUGGUUUAUUGUACAAACCACCAAUUAGAAUCAGAUCCAAAUGAUUGCUCCUAGCACCCAAGAUUCUUGGAUACGGAACAUUACAUAUUGAAAAGGCUUGCAUUAGGAUACGGCAACAUUUCAUAUCGAAAGAAACAUUGUGUCAGGAUGAACCAGUGUAAACCCAUAUGGAUCUCUACUGUGGACCAGACUUAUUUUAAAAUGUUAACAUAAAAAUGUUGUGUUAUUGUUCAUUAGAGCAAUGAUGUAAUGUCAGCGUGUUGAAAAGAAUAUGGUGUCACUAUAGUGAUGUUUAUAAUGCCAAGAUCCAUUACAGUGCUGGGUACACUGCUCUACCUGAUGGUUUAAUGGCAUGGGGUGUAACAUUGCACCCCACACUGUAGGUUUAAUAUGACUAUUAGGAGGGUUAGGAGGGUUUAGGGUUACAUUUAUAGCGUGUUUAGGGCUAGGGGCUGAAUGACGAAAUGAACAUAAAUAAAAUUAACCAAAAAGUACUUUAUAACACUGUAAUUAUGAAUAUUUUACAAUAGUGUUUAAUGUACUAAUAUCCUGCAGGGUAAGGGAGGUGAGAACCCUAUCAGAGAUGGACAAGGACAACGACCUCAAAGACCCCCACCAUCUAAUGGUGGUAUCCCACCUGGAGGAGUGCAACCUAACAAGAACAAUGGUCCACCCAAUGGUCCACCCAAUGGUCCACCCAAUGGUCCACCACCAGGAAACAAGCCAAGAAACUGGUAAAUUAUGAGUCUAUCUAAAAAAAUAUUUUUUAUCACUUCCAAGCCAGAAAAGCAAUAUAAAGUUAUAAAAACGAAACAAUUUGUAUCUGAUUUUGCAGAGUAUAACAGCUAUGGCAACGAUUUAUUAAUUUUUGUAGAAACUCUUCAAAUGAUUUAAUGUUUUUGGAUACACAUUUCAAAUGAUUUAAAAUUUAGAAAAAUAUGUUCAUAUUGAUAUUUGUAUAUAUUGAUAUAUUUAUUAUAUAUUGUAUAUAUGUUUUGAUCGUUUUAAUAUCAUGAAACAAUCUUUUUAAACAGUUAUCAAAACAUCAUUUGAAAAGGUUCUAUAAAAAAAAUCAAGUUCUGUAUUUGAAGAAAGUUAAUAUUUUAAGAUGUUUUAAUUUGACCCCUUAGUAUCUUCCAUGUGUCAUUAAACAAUGAACAAGCCCCCAAGAGUCAAGUGGGCUCAUACCACACCAAAACCAAAAAUCCAAAUUUUUGGUUACUAGUCGAUAAAUGUAAUUGCCUAUUAUGGAUACUACUACACUUAAUAACAAUAAUGCUGCUCUAUUUUUAUUUCAGAAAGAAAAACUACCAAAGAUCAAUUGAAAAUUAAAUUUAAAAGACUGAAGAACUCACACCUUGUCUUCCCCAUCAAAAUGUAACAUUUAGUGGUAAAUGCAAAUAAAAUGAUCAUUAACCUUGAAUAAUU